AUGGGUGCAGCAAACGAAAAAUCAUCAGAUUUAUCAACAUUUGAUCAACCAAAAUCAAUAAAAACUUCACGUUAUGGUCAUGAUAAAAAUAUUCCAAUAGGUUCAACUAAUAAAUCUCUACAAAAUUCUUAUACACGUUCACCAUGCGCUCCAAAAUCUCCUCGUUUUGUUGAAAAUGUUAUCUUAAUAUGGUUAGAUGCUUCAUUAGAAAAUAUAACUGAAGCAACACAAAAAUCUUUAAAUCAAAUUCGUCGUCUAACACAUAUUGUUAAAACAUUUUCUGAUGUUGAUAAAUGUGUAAAAUUUAUUGAAUCAAUUGAAGAUGAAAAAAUCUUUCUUAUCGUAUCCGGUUCAUUUGGUCCACAAAUAACUCCAAUCAUAGAAAAUUAUAAUCAAGUUUAUUCAAUAUUUUUAUAUUGUGGAAAUAAAGCAAAUCAUGAACAAUGGGUAAAACAAUAUAAAAAAAUUCGAACUAUUCAUACACAAUUAAAAGAACUUUGUGAAACAGUUAAAUAUCAUAUUUCACAAUAUGAUAAAGGUCUAACAUCAAUUAGUGUAUUUCCAUCAUCGACAAAUGUUGAAUUAAAUGAAUUUAAUAAAGAAUUUAUUUAUUUACAAGUUAUGAAAGCGAUUCUAAUUGAAAUUCGUUUUGAUAAAAAAUUUCGUAAAGAUUUUAUGAAUUAUUCACGACCAUUUUAUUUAGGUAAUGAUCUUCAAAUGAAUUUAAUUGAUACAUUUUAUGAAAAUUAUGAUCUUCAUUCUCCUAUAUGGUGGUAUACAAGAAAAUGUUGUCUUUAUGGAAUGUUAAGAAAAGCAUUUUAUAAAAAUGAUAUGGAAAUUAUGUUUAAACUUGCUUUUUUUAUUCGUGAUCUUCAUAGAGAUAUUAAAAAAUCAUAUUCAGACGUACAUACACAUCAACGUCAUCCAAUAUCUGUUUAUCGAACAACACGAAUGACACUUGAUGAAUUUACAAAUAUUGAAAAAAAUUAUGAUGGUUUUAUAGCAUUUAAUGAUUUUCUAUUAACUACUCUUGAACGAAGUAUGGCAUUACGAUUUGGUAAUUUGAUUCGUAUUGAACCUAAUGCAGUUGGUGUUAUAUUUAAAAUUGUUAUUGAUCCUAUAACAUCAUCAGUACCAUUUAUUUCUUUAAAUAAUCUAAGUUAUUUAUCGAAUACUGAAGGUGAAAUAUUAUUUUCAAUGAAUACAUUAUUUCGUGUUGAAGAAAUUGUUAAACUUAAUGAUCGUUUAUAUGAAAUACAAUUAGCUCCAGUAGGUAAAAAAGAUAAAUUAAUUAAAAGUCUUCUUGGAUGCGUACAAAGAUUAACUACGGGUGUGCCCGGUUGGUAUAAACUAAGUAAAAUAUUAAUAGAGGCUAAUGAAUAUGAUCAAGCUGAAGCUGUUUAUAAAUAUGUUCUUAGUCAAGCAAAUGAUAAUCAACUUGCAGAACGUGCAUACGUUCAACAUCAACUUGGCUAUAUAGAAGAGAUGAGAAAUAAUUUUCCAGCUGCUAUAAAUAAUUACCAACAAUCUGUCGAUAUUUGUUUAAAAACGUUACCACGAGAUCAUCCAAAUCUCUUAGCAACAUAUAUCAAUCUUGCUUCUACUUAUCGAAAACAAGGUGAUUAUCAAAAAGCAUGGGAUUAUAAUCAAACUGCUCUUCAAAUUCUAUUACAACCUCAUGAUCCAAAUACAAUUGUACAACAGAAUAGUACAGCUGCACUUUAUCAAGAACAAAACAAAUAUUCUGAAGCACAAAAUAUCUAUGAAAAAUCAAUACAAACCAUACUUCUUGAUUUUCCAUCUCAUCAAACACUUCUAGCAGAUACAUAUCAUGAUUUGGCUGCAUUAUUUUAUUCAAUGAAAGAUUAUACAAAAGCAAUAAGUAAUUAUGAAAAAACAAUUGCGAUUGAAGAAAAAUUUACUCCACCAUAUUCUCCAGCAUUAGCUUCAGCUUAUUAUAAUUUAGCAACAGCUUAUGAAGGUCUUCAAGAUAAUAAAAAAGCUGUAAAAAAUGCUGAAAAUGCUGUGGAAAUUGCUCGUCUUACUUUCGGAAAUGAACAUUCUGAAACACAACAAUACACUAAUUAUCUACAACAAAUUAAAAAACUAUCUCGAUAG
Adineta steineri is the source of this 2118-nucleotide messenger RNA. The record is from the annotation of a GenBank genome assembly. NCBI's taxonomy places the organism in Eukaryota, Metazoa, Rotifera, Eurotatoria, Adinetida, Adinetidae.